This is a messenger RNA of Phragmites australis (common reed), 2138 nucleotides long. RefSeq lists its product as uncharacterized. The record is from RefSeq and is a predicted model, not a curated record. The transcript has 3 exons. Lineage: Eukaryota; Viridiplantae; Streptophyta; Magnoliopsida; Poales; Poaceae. The coding region runs from base 174 to 1583 and encodes 469 amino acids.
CGGUGCAUCCCGCGUCCAGCUUGCCUGACCCACCUUUUUUGACAUCGCAGCCCCACCCUUCCGUAUAAAUUAGCAACCCACCCCUCGCUCCCCUCAUUCCUAUGCCACAGAGCACUGGCCUAGCACCCCGGAAGUUCUUGUGAUUUGCCAACAGGUCCCUCCUUUCCCUGCCCAUGGAAAGGCGUCAGGGCUUCCUCGCGGCGCUGCGGGAGGAGGUGGCGCGCGGGCUGUCGCCGGCGAGGAUGCGCCGGAAGUUGGAGGCUGCUGAGCUGGCCGCGGCUCUUAGGUUCACCGGAGGGGUUGGUGGUGGUGGAGGAGGAGGUGGAGAGAUGCUGGCGCCGCUCAUGGAGGGACCCGAUCCGGAGUCCGGCGACGACGAGCGCGGUGGCGAAGGAGGGACGCGCACGCGGAAGGAAGGGUGGGGCCAGUGGGUGCGCGGCCAGCUCGCUCGCGCCCCGUCCUUGGUGACCGUGGCCGGCGCCGGCGCCGGCGCGGCGCGCAACGACCUCAGGCUGCUGCUCGGCGUCAUGGGCGCGCCGCUCGCGCCCGUGCACGUCUGCGCCGCCGAGCCGCUUCCCCACCUCAGUGUCAAGGAUACUCCCAUUGAGACCUCGUCCGCACAGUACAUCCUGCAGCAGUACCUUGCGGCCUCUGGAGGACACAAGCUUCUGGCGUCCGUGCGCAAUGCCUACACCAUGGGCAAGGUGCGCAUGGUGGCCACGGAGUUCGAGACCGCCGGCCGCCUUGUGAAGAAUCGCAAUGCCGGACGUGGCGCCGAGCCUGGCCGCUUCGUGCUGUGGCAGAUGGCUCCUAAUAUGUGGUACAUCGAGCUGGCUGUCGGUGGGAGCAAGGUGCACGCAGGGUGCAAUGGCAAGCUCGUGUGGCGCCACACCCCAUGGCUCGGUGCCCAUGCUGCGAAGGGCCCUGUUCGCUCGCUUCGCCGUGCCCUUCAGGGGUUGGAUCCAUUGACCACGGUGAGCAUGUUUGCUGGUGCUCGGUGCAUUGGGGAGAGGAAGGUGAAUUGCGAAGAUUGCUUCAUCCUGAAACUGAGCACAGACCCUGAGACCCUCAAGGCACGCAGCGACGGCCUUGCAGAGAUCAUCAGGCAUGUGAUGUUUGGGUACUUCAGCCAGAGGACUGGUCUUCUUGUCCACAUUGAGGAUUCACAUCUGACUCGAAUUCAGUCAACUACUGGAGGAGAUGCAGUCUAUUGGGAGACUACCAUCAAUUCGUACAUUGAGGACUACCGUCCGGUGGAGGGUAUCAUGGUUGCGCAUUCUGGGCGCUCGUCUGUGACACUGUUCCGGUUCGGUGAGGUGGCCAUGAGCCGCACAAAGACCAGUAUGGAGGAGGCGUGGAGCAUUGAGGAGGUCGCGUUCAAUGUUCCAGGGCUGUCCAUGGACUGUUUCAUCCCACCCACUGAUAUCAAGUCUGGAUCUGUUGGCGAAAUUAUGGAGCUUUCUCAUGGCGAGAGGAGCAAGGUCGGUCCUCCCCCCAGCCAUCGUGCUAAAGUUGCUGCACUGGAGAAGGCUGAAGGCGAUAAAGUGGCAUGGAGCGGAACCAUACUCGAGGAUCACAACUGAUCUGCAGUCUGUUCAUACAUGGGUUUGGAGUUGGAUCUAGUGUAGGAGAGAAACAAGUGAAAUGAGUUUAGAGUUUGGUAAAUCCAAAUGCCUUCUGUGUAUAGAAAGCAUGAGGCAUUACAAAGUCUUGCAUAUGGUUCAGGAGGAUCUGUGUGAAGCAUCCUGUCUAAUCUCAUCCAUAGACAUGGUAGUAGGUAGCCUUUUUUGCUACUUCAAGCUUUUUUGUCAGUACCUAGUGAAAGAACUUAGGUGCGUUCUCUGUCCCAACCACAUGAGAAAGGUCAUUGUGGUGGUGCUGUUGGCUCUCUUUUAGCGAAACUAAUUGAUCACUGUCGUCAGCAGGGAAGGAGGAUUUGCUCACCGGCAGCCGACAGUGAUUUAGUUGUCGUUGCUGGCGGUUCUCUGUGCUUUGCUUGGUGAUGGUUUCUGGUCAAGCUAACUUCUCAGAAAAAGUAGAACAUCUUAGGUUGUUACUUGUGUUUUAGUACUGAGUAGAACCUCAGGAUGGUUGUUCCUACUUAUCAGUAUCUCAACAGUAAGUUUUUGUGUCCUGAA